Molecule: messenger RNA, 207 nt
Organism: Huiozyma naganishii CBS 8797
Lineage: Eukaryota; Fungi; Ascomycota; Saccharomycetes; Saccharomycetales; Saccharomycetaceae
Gene: COX17
Product: copper metallochaperone COX17
Exons: 1
Coding region: 1-207 (68 amino acids)
Biological process (GO): mitochondrial respiratory chain complex IV assembly
Cellular component (GO): mitochondrial intermembrane space
Molecular function (GO): copper ion binding; copper chaperone activity
Source: RefSeq, a predicted model, not a curated record
AUGUCUGAACCAGUUGACCAGAGUAAAGUUAGUGUGGAUAAGGAGGAGAGGCCCAAGGCAUGUUGCGUUUGCAAAGAUGAGAAGUCCGCCCGUGACGAGUGUUUGCUCUUUAAAGGGACAGCAGAUGACAGCGGGUAUGUCAAGUGUAAAGAUCUGAUUGAGAAGUACAAGAGCUGUAUGAAGGGUCAUGGUUUCGAGGUCAAGUGA